GCUCGGCUCGGCUCAGGCACGGCUCGGCUCGGCUGGGCCGGGCUCCGGCGGGCGCUCCCGCUCCCCUGCGCGGGCCCCGGCGCGGAGCCGGGCGCGCCCGGCGGAGUUACAUUGUUGGAGUUUGCCACAACUCCGCCGCCUCGGCUGCGCGGGGCCGCCGCUGCGGGGCCGCCGCUUCCCCGCUGCCUCCUCCUCCUCCUCCUCCUCCCUCCCUUCCUCCCUCCUCCUCCUCCUCCUCCUCCCCGUGGGUGUUUUUUUUUUCCUCCCCUCCUCCCCUCCUCUCCCCCCGCGCUGAUUUCCCUCCCCUCCGCCCGCCCUGCCUGUGUGUUUUCGCCGCCGCUCUCGCCGAGCCCCUUGGCAUGAGUUAAGCACCAGCCAUGGACACCAAACACUUCCUGCCGCUGGAUUUCUCCAACCAGGUGAAUUCCACGUCCCUGAACUCCCCCACGGGCCGGGGGCCCAUGGCCACGCCGUCCCUGCACCCGUCCAUCGGGCCGGGCAUCGGCUCCUCGCUGGGCUCGCCGGGCCAGCUGCACUCGCCCAUCAGCACCCUCAGCUCGCCCAUCAACGGCAUGGGGCCCCCCUUCUCCGUCAUCAGCUCCCCCAUGGGCCCACACUCGAUGUCUGUCCCCUCCACGCCCAGCCUGGGCUUCGGCACCAGCAGCCCACAGCUCAACUCGCCCAUGAACUCCGUCACCAGCACAGAAGACAUCAAACCACCCCUGGGGCUCAACGGGGUCCUCAAAGUGCCAGCACAUCCCUCAGGAACGAUGGCCUCCUUCACCAAGCACAUAUGUGCCAUCUGCGGGGACAGAUCUUCGGGUAAACAUUAUGGGGUUUACAGCUGCGAGGGCUGCAAGGGCUUCUUCAAGCGCACGGUGAGGAAGGACCUGACCUACACGUGCCGGGACAACAAGGACUGCCUGAUCGACAAGCGCCAGCGCAACCGCUGCCAGUACUGCCGCUACCAGAAGUGUCUGGCCAUGGGCAUGAAGAGAGAAGCCGUGCAGGAGGAGAGGCAGCGGGGCAAGGACCGCAACGAGAACGAGGUGGAGUCCACGAGCAGCGCCAACGAGGACAUGCCCGUGGAGAAGAUCCUGGAGGCUGAGCUGGCCGUGGAGCCAAAGACAGAGACCUACAUCGAGGCCAACAUGGGCCUGACACCCAGCUCGCCCAAUGACCCGGUGACAAACAUCUGCCAGGCAGCAGACAAGCAGCUCUUCACCCUGGUGGAGUGGGCCAAGAGGAUCCCCCACUUCUCCGAGCUGCCCCUGGAUGACCAGGUCAUCUUGCUCAGAGCAGGGUGGAACGAGCUGCUGAUCGCGUCCUUCUCGCACCGCUCCAUCGCCGUGAAGGACGGGAUCCUGCUGGCCACGGGGCUGCACGUGCACCGCAACAGCGCCCACAGCGCCGGCGUGGGCGCCAUCUUCGACAGAGUACUGACAGAGCUGGUGUCCAAAAUGCGGGACAUGCUGAUGGACAAGACAGAGCUGGGCUGCCUGCGAGCCAUUGUCCUCUUCAACCCCGACUCCAAGGGCCUCUCGAACCCGGCGGAGGUGGAGGCGCUGCGGGAGAAGGUGUACGCGUCACUAGAGGCUUACUGCAAACACAAAUACCCCGACCAGCCUGGCAGGUUCGCCAAGCUCCUGCUGCGCCUCCCCGCCCUGCGGUCCAUCGGCCUGAAAUGCCUGGAGCACCUCUUCUUCUUCAAGCUAAUAGGCGACACGCCCAUCGACACCUUCCUGAUGGAGAUGCUGGAAGCGCCGCACCAAAUGACUUAGGGAGCUCUGCCGGGUCAGUCCCUCUCCCGGCCGGGCUCCCUCGGGGGCCCUUCCUCCGCUUCCCCGGCCCCAGCCCGACCCUCCCCGCUGCCCCCAGCGCCGGAGGCACCGUCAGACCCGGGGCAGCCCUGCCCGGCCUCCUCCUCGCCGCCUGCCCCCCUGUGCGUUCGCUGUCACUGCUGCAUCUCCAGAGCUGCCCGCUGGUUCCCUGUGCUACUUGUAGAGAAGUGGGAGCGCAGAGAGAGCUUUGCCAACCCCUGUCCCCGCCGUGCCAUGAGGUUUUGGGAUGAGCUGGCGUCACCCCCCAGCCCUGCCCUGGGGACGAGGACGGUGCCAGCCCCUGGGGCAGCGGGGUUUGGACGAGCCCAGGGGAGUGGUUGGACUCUGCCGGAUUGCAGCCGGGCUAUUUUCAGAGGAUGGAGUUUUUUGAAAAAGAGAAGACAAAAAAAAAAAAGAAAAAAAAAAAAGAAAAAAGGAAAAAAAAAUUCUAUUUUUGGUUUCUAACUAUUCUUAGUAGUCUCGGUAGUUACUUUGCUGAGGGAGAGGCCGUGCCCUGUGAGUGAGUCACCCGUGGCUGCACAGAGCCUUCUCCUUCCCCUUCAGAGCAGAGGAUUUGGGAUUGAGCUGAAUCCCCCCUCGUGAGUGGCACAGGAAAUUCCCUUUGGGCACCGCUGCCCACCCCAGAGGUGCCCGUGGGGACGUGAGCCAGCUGCAGUGCUUGCUUUAAGGCUGCCAGGGACUCCCCGUGGCCCUUCCCCAGCUCCUGGGGGCUUGCUGGGCCCCCUGCCCUCAGCACAGCAUCUCAGUGUAUCCCAGCACAGCAUCCCAGUGCAUCCCAGUGUCUCCCAGUGCUGCCCCGCCGUGACCCCGCUCCGGGGUUUCGGCUCACCCACGAGGCUGCUCCCGUUGUUUCAGCCCUGCAAAACACGGCAAGGCAACAAUUAGUGGGAGUGCUCGGCCGGGCUGCUUAAUUGCAGCUGUUAAUUAGUGGUGAAGCAAGAGCAGGGCUCCCCCUCCCCUGGAUCUCCCCGUGGGGGAUGUGGCAGCUCCGUCCCUGUCCUCUCCGGGGUUCCGAGAGCACCAAAAGCACCUUGGCUUUUGCACAACCCUUCCCUUGAGUCUUGGUGUGACAGCGGGGAGCUGGACAGGAAUUUGGGGAUUGGGGGCAGGUCCCAGGAAUGUUCCCACGGGAUGGGAUUGCCCCAGGAGUGUGGCCAGGGGUCAGCAGGGAGUGAUCCCCCUUCACCUCAUCGGGUGUGUCCAGCACCCCACCAAAAACACGGAUUGGAGGAAAAACAAAGCACAGGGAAUGAUGAGGGUGUUGGGAAGGGUUCUCCCCCCGGGCAGGAUGGACACUGGGCUGUGCUGGGAGCUGAGAUCGAGGUGUGCCUGUGCUUUAAAAAGCAAAGGGAAAGGUCCCAACCAUCCUCUUCUUGCUCCCCACGGUUUGCAGCUGGUUGCAAACCCCUCCCUUGUUCCUGCAGGGGGAUGGAGCAGCACCCACCACCCCCCUCCCACCUCUGUUUUGGAGGGGACAGCAUUGCCACCCGUCUGUCCUCAUCCCUGGCAGCUGGAGACCCCAGCCCCACCCCUGCAGCCCCAAAAUCAAACCCCACUGAGGAUUUUGGGUGGAGCCUCCCUUGGGGCUGGCCCGAAGUGGCGAAUCGGCAGAGGCAGGCAGAGCGCCUUGGCUCGGUUUCCCCAGCAGCCUGCAAGCCGCUGAAAAUAUUAUUAAACAGCUUCACCCUGCAAGAAUUUGCCAAGAAAACGAGGCAGGGGAAAAUGAAAUCUGGCAAGGGUGCCAGGAAACGCGAGCAGGCUGUUCCCUGCCAGCGGGAGGCUGGCACAGCCCCAGGGGUGCAGGGAGGGGCAGAGCCCCGAGCCCACCCAGCCCCAGCCCGGCUCUCCCGGCAGAAAGGAGCCUGGGACACAGAGGAAAAGCUUUGGAUGUUGCACUAGGAUAAACCCGCUGGUCUCUGGUGGGUGGAGCCACUUUUCUCCCAGUGGAUGGCUGGGAGGGGGCUCUUGGGUGCUGUGGUGGCUGCAGGGUGGCACAGUGGGUGCUCCCAUCCCAUCCCUCCCUGUCCCAGGCCAUCCCAAACCUCCUCACCCCAUCCCACCCCAUCCCAUCCCAUCCCGUCCCAUCUCAUUUCAUCCCAUCCCUUUCCAUUCUGUCAUGUUCCACCAUCUUCCAUCCCCUUUUUUCCCCAUCUGUCCCCUUCCCAUUCCAAACCUCUCCCAUCCUGUCCCAUUUCAUCCCAUCCCAUCCCAUCCAGUCUUCAUCCCA
This is a messenger RNA of Prinia subflava (tawny-flanked prinia), 4068 nucleotides long. RefSeq names its product retinoid X receptor alpha (gene RXRA). Gene Ontology annotation, cellular component: nucleus. Gene Ontology annotation, molecular function: nuclear steroid receptor activity; nuclear receptor activity; zinc ion binding. The transcript has 10 exons. The record is from RefSeq and is a predicted model, not a curated record. NCBI's taxonomy places the organism in Eukaryota, Metazoa, Chordata, Aves, Passeriformes, Cisticolidae. Bases 378 to 1781 code for a protein of 467 amino acids. Gene Ontology annotation, biological process: retinoic acid receptor signaling pathway; negative regulation of transcription by RNA polymerase II; cell differentiation.